AUGAACAGUUUGUUCCUUGUAGGAAUUAUUUUAAAUAUAAUAAAGUUAUACAUUGCACAAUAUGAGACGUGUGAUUUAUUUGAAAUCUGUUCUUCUAAUGCAACUGUUCAUCCAAGCGAGCUUUCAGGAAUUUAUUAUAUGAUCCAACAUGUUUCAAAAACAUUCUUUGUGGGAACAACUUGUGCUUACAUCAAUAUUUCUGCACCUGAGCAAGGCACAAUGCCUUUUAAGCAGCACUUUGCAAUUACCGAAGUUGUGGAUGGAAAACAGCGAGUUUCUGACGGACACUUUUACUCAAAUGAGACACAUAUUAAUACCGUUCAUACCGCUUUACAAAUUCCUACUGAUGGACGAUUCUUCUCCUUUAAUCCUGAUUACUUUGCUUACAUGAGUUGCCUAGAAUGUGGAUUUUUUAGAAGACAAGGAACAGGAGUAUUCAUGCAUGUUUGGUCCAGACUUGUUUAUCCCGAAUGCAUCGAUAUGGAUCCACUUAUUGCAUCUCUUAAUGCUUGUGGAAUACCAAGCUCUCUUUUGGUACACGUAGAUCAUACUAAUUGUGAAAAGAAAUGUUAA
This is a messenger RNA of Clunio marinus, 573 nucleotides long. Lineage: Eukaryota; Metazoa; Arthropoda; Insecta; Diptera; Chironomidae. The record is from the annotation of a GenBank genome assembly.